CUGCAACUUAUUUAUCAGCAGGUCCAAUUCUUAUCUGCCGUAUCACAGCAACAAUAAACGAUACCUUUUGCUGGAUCUAACCAAGUCACUGUCAAAAAUUUACCUUGCAUUUCUUUGUUAAGUUCGUUAUUUAAAAGCUUUGGAGCACAAUUAUUCUUUAAAAAUGAAGUUACUUUUCCUGCUACUUCUUUUAACGGUACUCAGCUUGUGCACUACUGCAUCGCGGGAUGCAAAACCCACAGUGAAAAUUGGCAUUAAAAAGAGGGCGGAGAAAUGUGAAAUGAAGGCAGGCAAAGGCGACACAAUCCAUGUUCAUUAUAGAGGUACGUUGAAAGAUGGCACCGAAUUUGACAGCAGUUAUGGACGCCAGAAACCAUUUUCGCUAAAGCUUGGUAUUGGUCAAGUGAUUAAAGGAUGGGAGCAAGGCCUCUUGGGCAUGUGCGAGGGCGAAAAACGCCGCUUAGUUAUACCUCCUGAGCUGGGCUAUGGCAAAGCGGGAGCUGGCGAUAAAAUACCACCAGAUUCAACGCUUAUCUUUGAAGUAGAAUUAGAGAAGAUUGAUAGACCGAAAAGCGAUUUAUAAAUGCAUGUAAAGAUUAAGUCGAAACUAUACCACUGAUAUAUUGUUUUAUAAAAAAUCUUAUAAGCUACAUAACUUUGUAUAUUUAGUAAAGAAGAAUCAGAAGUUGACCACUA
Molecule: messenger RNA, 696 nt
Organism: Rhagoletis pomonella (apple maggot)
Lineage: Eukaryota; Metazoa; Arthropoda; Insecta; Diptera; Tephritidae
Product: peptidyl-prolyl cis-trans isomerase FKBP2
Exons: 2
Coding region: 164-583 (139 amino acids)
Biological process (GO): protein peptidyl-prolyl isomerization
Molecular function (GO): peptidyl-prolyl cis-trans isomerase activity
Source: RefSeq, a predicted model, not a curated record